AUGCCCGCCAAUGCCCGCAAUCCCUACCUAGGUACGCAACGCCUUGUGCCUGUGUUGCCCAGCGUCUCCCUGGGCUCCAGGCCCAGCACGCUUUCUGUGGGGCUCGGCGCUCCCCGGCUGGGUGCUUCUGCUGCUGCUCUUGCUGCUCCUCCUGCUCCUCCUGCUCUCAGAUCGAAAAGACAGGCAGCCAGAACAGGCAGUCGGGCGCUGGGCGGCUCCACUCUUGCAGAUCAAGCCCUGGAGCGGCUUUCCGAGGGGACGAGCUAA
Thermochaetoides thermophila DSM 1495 is the source of this 267-nucleotide messenger RNA. RefSeq lists its product as uncharacterized. The transcript has a single exon. NCBI's taxonomy places the organism in Eukaryota, Fungi, Ascomycota, Sordariomycetes, Sordariales, Chaetomiaceae. The coding region runs from base 1 to 267 and encodes 88 amino acids. The record is from RefSeq and is a predicted model, not a curated record.